AACUCUCAAUUUUGCAUGUGAUCCUGAGCUGGUGAAAGUUUCGGGACAGCCUGUCUGCCUGUCAUAGAUGUAGCAUACUAGCUACCUUGAGACCAUGUUUACAAGCCUUUUCUUCUUUAAUGCAAGAGCGAUAUGACCAGUGAAGGAUGAUUAGUCAACUAUCAGAGGAAGUGGUGGAUGGUUUCAGCACUGAGGAGCUGGAGUGUAAAAUUUGCUAUUGUGUUUAUAAUCUGUCCAGUAGGCGACCCAAAAUACUUGACUGCCAGCAUCGUUUGUGCUCUAAAUGCCUGGCAAAAAUCCUCAAUCUGGGUGAGUCACCCCCAAACUCAGUGGUCUGCCCUUUCUGCCGCUGCGUUACUGGACUACCAAGAGAAGCUUGUGGCAGUCUACCAGACGACUACAACUUGUUGACUGUGCUGUCCCUCCAAAACGAAUAUCUAAAUGUAAAGGGGAGCCAGGGUGAGAUUUUACUCAAUCCAGGGCGCCUAAAUUCUCUUGUAGGUCACUCAGCAUUGGCAACGCCUUCAUCAUUAUGCUCCAACUACGUGGUCAUCACCAUUAUGGAACCAGCACAAGAGCAUGCCAUUUCAGCAGAUCAUCACUCCUCCAGCCUGGACUCUAUGGCCUCAAUGAUGCACCACUGCACAGUGUGGAACUGUAUGAUGUUGCUCUGCCAAGCCUUGGCCAGAGUUUUGGUGUGGGUCCUGGGGAUUUUGUACUUCAGCUCUUUGCCAACUGGUGUUUACUUACUUAUAAUGAAGAAGACCAUUCUGGGAGUUUUGCUGAUCAGUCUAGUGCCUGCCAGUCUUUUCAUGAUAAUGGUAUAUGGGAUUUGUCGGUGUAUGUGCCAUGAGUUUUGGGACUGUAUGCCACCUUAAGGAUCAGAACCUGGAUACCUUCUAAGCAAUUGCAGCACACUUUGGAUAUGACAGCAGAUUGACAGGUCUUUGAAAAUCAGUUAUUAGUUAAAAAUGACUGAACAUAUAAAUGUGUGAAUCAUAGAGAAUAUAGUUUUAUUUUAGAAUAUAUUUUCUAACUAUGAAGUUAACCUCUAGAAUGUAUAUAUUUUUAUACCACUGUAUUGUUGAAUUCUCAAACAUGAACAUGAUUUUAACAGUUGUUGACAGAGCAGUUUACAGCUCUACAUUUACUUUAUUUAUCAUCACUAUAGUUAUCGCUCAUACACAACGUGUAUAGCAAAUGCAAUUAAUACUGCAGAUAAUUUGAAAUAUUAAUAAACUAAUUCAAAAAGUGGUAUAGUAUGCUAUCCUUUUCAUAAGAAUAAUGGAUCAUUUUCCCUACCAGCACAUCCUGCCCUGGUAUAUUCUAUACUUUACUGAUCUACCAAUAUACUGCAUGUACACCAUGAUGUUAAAUGGAAACAAGCUCAAAAACAAUGAAAACCCAUCAAGGCUGGACUCAAGAAGACAUCUGAAGGUGUACUGUGGUGUCUGGCAUCAAGAUAUUAGCAUUAGAUUGUUUAAGUUCUUUUUUUAGAUGAAAUGUGGGGACUCCAUGAAACUGACUUGUUUUUUCCAACAUAUCCCACAUAUGCUCAUUUAAAGUGACAUCUGGGAAAUUUGGGGGCCAAUCAAUAUCCCCACUGUCAUUUUGUAAUACUGUUACCAGGAAAGGGUGUACUUAACCUGCAAUGUUUCGAUAGCUGCUAUGUGUCAAAGUAACAUCCAUAUGACUGGAAGGACCCAAGAUU
Messenger RNA from Silurus meridionalis, 1711 nucleotides. RefSeq names its product ring finger protein 182 (gene rnf182). Gene Ontology annotation, molecular function: metal ion binding. NCBI's taxonomy places the organism in Eukaryota, Metazoa, Chordata, Actinopteri, Siluriformes, Siluridae. The record is from RefSeq and is a predicted model, not a curated record. Bases 147 to 878 code for a protein of 243 amino acids. The transcript has a single exon.